Saccostrea echinata is the source of this 6778-nucleotide messenger RNA. RefSeq names its product protein piccolo-like. The transcript is spliced from 3 exons. The coding region runs from base 255 to 6362 and encodes 2035 amino acids. The record is from RefSeq and is a predicted model, not a curated record. Lineage: Eukaryota; Metazoa; Mollusca; Bivalvia; Ostreida; Ostreidae.
CAGGGCUCCAGUAUAUUGCAAGAAAUUUCAUCUAUUCUUGUUUUGUGAAACAUGGAAGAAGUUACAACUUAAUUCCAUCGAUCAAACAUAUUUUCUUCUGUUUUAAAGAAGGAAUUAUGAUCACACCAUAAAUCAAUAUUAUAAGAAUUAUAUACAUAUUUAUAACAUUAGAGGAAGUUAAUCUUUAGAAUUUAUUUACUCAACUGUUGGAUAUAUUACAAGUGUCUGGAACAAUAUCACAAUUAACUUUUACAAUGUUUCGUUUUGUGGUAUUCUUGAUAUGGACCUGUCUUGCUUUACGGAUACAUUCGACACGCCUCUUCGAUCCAACACCCCGGAAUGCCCUCUGGACUUACUCAUCACUAUUGGACAAUGGGGGCUCAGUUUUGGAUUGUGGAGGAAUUAACAGGCAAUGGAAUGUAAAUGGCGGGAAAUGUGGUGUCUGCGGUGAUCCCUGGGAUGGAUUACGUCUCCACGAAGAUGGCGGCAAAUACGCACAGGGAACUGUGGGAGGAAUAUACAGAACCGGAAGUACUGUUCUGUUUACGAUUGAAACCCCAGAAAAAAUUGGAGGAGAAAUCAAAUUUAAGCUAUGUGACCUCACAGAAAAGGGUAAAGACCUACACCAGAGCUGUUUCGACAAGCAUGUUCUUCUGUUUGCGGACAACAGAAAGAAAAGUCAUCGGGUGAAAUCUCAAGACACUUUCGUUGAUGUUCAUGUUCAACUUCCGGCUGGGCUUGUCUGUCGGCACUGUGUUUUACAGUGGACGUUUGUACAAGAUAAUGAAGAAUGUCCUAAAUGUGUGGAAAGAAGAACAAUCCGUAAUUGUGCAGAUAUACAAAUUACCCCAGGAAAAAUCCGACAAAAGCGCCAGGUCCAAGGGUGGAAAAACCAACAACAUGAUCAAACAAACCUUGGUAAGAGAGUGGAAUGGCUCGGGGUUCAGGCAAAAAAAGCUGCAGCCGCUCAUGCAACCGCCAAAAAACCAACAGUGAUGAAGGAUGCAGAGAUUUAUAGAACAGAGCUGAAAAAGGUAGAAUCAAUUGCUCCGAAACCAACUCCUCCAAGACACUUGAACGGUAGACAACAACAUUUCUAUCAACUUCAACAUCAGAGGGCGCUUCAUCGAAAUCAAAAUCGGCAGUUUGGUCAGCCACAGAACUCUGGUCCUUCAUUGUAUGGUCAUAAUUCCGAAGUAAUGUCUAGCAGGGCUAACAAACAUAAUUUUAAGCUCACGCAGCAAGCAAGACCCAAGAGACCAAAGAAAAACCAAGUAGAACCGUCACCCGCGUUUGUUAAUGUAGACUCAAAACCAACACAGGCAGCACAGCGGAAUCCAUUGCCAACACAACAGACUCAACAGCAGUCAAAACAAAAUAAACAGAUCAACAAUCAUCGUCAUAAACAACACAAAGCAGCUAACAUAAUUCAAAACAGCGCAAGACCUACGAACCAGCCCAUACGUCAGUAUCCCCACAAGCAGCACCCUAAUCAACCUAUGUACAACAAUAAUCAACAGCAACAUCAAAAUCACUUCAACCAACGUACCCAAGCGAUACCGCAUCAAAAGUUUGCUCGCCAACAACACUAUCAGCAACCUAGUAAUUACAAUAAUCAAUGGAAUAUGCAAAGAUGGAACCCAAACAAUCACAAUUCCCAACGUAUUCAACGUCCAAGAAACUCACUCUCGCAAACAUAUCAACAACCCCCGAAACCAUCUCCUUCCAUGGAUGCUGUCGGGGGUGCAUUCAGUUCGCAGUUUGAUAAACCAUCUGGUGGGCUUUCAAGCAUGCCUUCAGAAAACCCGCACAAAAAACCAUUCAACGACAUGGUAGCAAAGACACAUUCUGGCGGAUUCCUAUCCUCUCAAGAAAGCUUGAUACCGAGGUCCUCAAAUCCAAGCCCUUACAAUAAAGGUAGACGACCUCCAACUCCUUCUUCAUCUGGACUGUAUCCCACUAAUGAUGUUGUACCCUCUGUGUCUGCGGGGAAACCCCCUCUCAGCAACUUUAAAGGAGACACUCCAAUUUCAAUAGAUCGCCCGGCUAGGGGUAUGAAUUCUGAUACAAAAUUUGUAAGAAAUAUCAUUCAACCAGCUGGAUUUAAGGACAUUCCUCAUUUAGAUUUUGUACAUGCUCCAGAAGUACAAAGACAACGCAUAGGCCCCAAAAAUAUUCAGAAACAGGCACAACCCACUACUCCUUCUCCAAAGGACGCUCAGUGGAUGGCGCAAUCGAAUUAUGUGCCUAAACCCCAGCAAACAUGGAAAAAUAAUGUUCCAAAUCAACAGACAUGGCAAAAACCAGCAUUGGAAGGAGGGGCCCAAUCAACGCAGACACAACAGUCUUUUGUUCCUAACAAAAAACCAUUGCAGUCACAAUUAAAACUAGAGCCACAAAACAUGAAGCAGCCAAUUAGAACGCCAACAGAAGUUCCCAUAAAGGUUCAACCUAAUCCACAGUGGUUUAAUCCACAACCAAGACAGUCUAAACAAGCAAAUAUUCAGCGCAUAUCUAGCCAGCAGGGUUGGCUUAAUAAUGUGGCUCCAACUCAAGCAUCAAUCAAAAGACAGGGUCAGUCACAAAAUCAGAAGUGGAAUAAUAAACAAUCACAGGCAUCAAAAACACAAACACAGGGCAUUCUAGAAAAAGAACCACAACAUAAUAUGAAUUUGAACAAUCAGAUGCAGAAAAGACAGCCGAUGCCACAACAAAGCUCAAACAAUCAGCCUAUGAACCAACCAGCUAGACAUAUUCAACCAAAUCAACAACAACCAAGAAAUCAGUUUCAACAAAUGCAACAAAAAGUAUCUGCAAUUCAACAAAAUCCCCCACAACAUUGGCAGCAACAACGGAACGUGAAUGGACUUCGAACGCAAGGAAAUACUAAUACUGAAAUGGUACACACUAGAGUUCAACAGCCAACACCUUCAGAAAUGCCUUCACAGCAACAGCAGUGGAUGAGGCAGAAUUGGCAAGCACAAGGAGUUCAACAAUCCAAUCCCUACCCAUCUGCAGCACCUAUUACAAGACAUCAGGCAGAGAAUCCGCCAUACAGGGUAAAGAAUAAUAAAAAGCCUUUUACUUUGAAUGCAGAUCCAAAAGCGAUGCGAUGGAGCCCGAAAGUUGCAAGACAAUUUUUUGGUGGACUUACUGUAUACGAUCCAAGUGGGAGUCCAUCAAUAAAAAAACCGAAGGCUUCACCACCAAGUCCUCCUGUAGCUCAAAGAUCCAUCUCUACUCCUGCUCCAGCUGUAAACCCAUCGCCCCCAGUUGCUUCUUCAUCCGUUAACAAGUGGAACACUGCACAAGCACCAGCUGCACCAGUUCCCAAUCAGAUCCAACAACCUGCCGUUCAAAAUGCUCCAUCCCAGAUAAAUAGGAGUGCCAUUCCCCCAAAUUAUGCUCAACAGCAACAAACUCAGCAGACCCAAAAUGUUGCGCCGCCUAGACAUGGACAGCAACAAAACCAGCAACCUCAAAAUGCUGCACCCCCUUCAUACAUUUCUCAGCAACAGCAACAAGUUCAGAAUGCACCUCCACCCUCACAAGUACAACAAUCACAACAGAUUCAAAAUACUGUUCCACAAACACAGAAUACAGUACAGGGUCAAACCCAAAAGAAACCCACUAAAAUCAUGACAAAUAAACUAGUGUCUGGUAAAAACAUCAAAGGAAUUAAUUCACCAUUAUUUGUUCUUCAAACAAAGGCAGAAUUAAACAGGCAUUUGGACAAAACGGAGUCACUUUCCAGUACAAAGAGCACUGAUCAAAUGCUGAACAUUGGGGAAUAUGAUACUGGGUUUAAAGGCAAUAAAAAUCCUUUAUACGUUGUUGGUGCACCUCUCAAAGUUUUUGACCCCAGUCCUGAACCUUCUCCACAUAUAGAAAUCAUUCCAAGUCAAUCAAGUCGUAUAAGUCCAACGCAGAACAACCCACCACAGAACCCAUACACACAGCAAACAGUUCUUCAAAGUCAACAAAACAUGCAUUCCCCUACAACUCAAAAUCAAUCACCUCAACAAGGUGUUGUUCAUGGUCAACAACCACAACAAAGAAUGGUUUUAGGUCAACAAAAUCCAAUUCCAACUCCUGCUCCGACUAAUGCCCCAACCACUGGUGCCUCACGUUUAAUUAAUCCAUUCCUAGGUAGUCCACGUCCUCUUCCAAAAACUCAGGAAUUAAUCGGUCAACGUAAUCUCCCUUCUACAGGACAGCAAAACUCACAACCCUUUCCUGGUUUUAAUUCAGCUUUGGUUAGGGGGGGCCCUAACGUAGCAAUGUCAACAACUCCAAACCCAACAGCAACGCCAAAAUUCCGACAAGGCAGUUUGGCAGCGAUUGGAAGAGGAAUGACUAAAAGUAACUUGCAAGGUGCAAUUUUAGCUGCAGAAACAACUACUACAAGAUCUCCACCAGUUAUAAAUGCUAGACAGCAAUUUUUCUCUGCACACGGAAAGGGAAUGUUCCGGCCAACAUUUACUCGUAAAUUGCCUCAACGAUAUCCACAGUAUCCUCCAAGAAACAUUCCACAACCAUUUCAAUCAAGAAUGGUACAAAAUAAACCCCAAACUGGAAUUUCGCAACCACGAGUAAGAGGGCCUCCAGAGAAAAUGACGACAUUAGAUGCUUUGAUUAGGAGACAGCCAACGUCAACCACAACAGAAAAUCCUCAAAAUCAAGCACAUUAUGUUCAAAAUAACAAGAAUAGGUUGACCAACUCAAGACUUUCUAGAAAUAUGCAAACACUAUAUUCAAAUAUACAAAGACCAUCUAACGUUCCACAGCAGAUUCCACAACAAUUUCCUCAACGUCCUUUGUCGAACCCACAGACUUCUGGCUCUCAGUUGAGUAGCUGGAAAAAUCCUUCUCCUCAGCAGAAUCCACAGUAUGUUAGAAGACAACAAUCUGGACUUUCGCAGAGGUUUAACCAACCAGGUAAUGUUAAUCUAAUGGCAGUCACACCAGGUCCAACAUCAAAUCAGGUCAAUGUUAGAAAACCUAGUAUUUUAGCAAAACAGAAUGUUCUCUCACCAACAUCUACACCAAUGGAACAACCUAAUCCUGUAUCUAAUCUAAAGCCAGAAAAUAUGCUUGGAUCCAACACUGUAGUUAGUGGACCUAAGCCACAAAGAGGCCCACAACAACCGCAGCCCAGAGGACCACAACCUGCUCCACAAAGUAUUCCAAAACCAAUCGUCAGAGACCCUCAGCCAAUCAAAGGGCCUUACCAACCUCAGAUGCUUCAAAAACCUUCGCUUAGCCAGAAAGCUUUUGAGAUGGGCAGCAGUAAAUCUAAUGCAUUUAGUUCAUUUUUAAUGACAGGGGGUCGUAAAGCAGGUGUAGCUGCAGCAAAUGCGAUUGAAAAGCCGCAACAAGGUUUACAGAACUCUGUUAAACGAGCUGAAUUUGUCGCACCUGGCGAUGCAGUAAGCCCUGCAAAGAAGUCGAAUACAGUUUAUUCAAAUCCUUUGCAGUAUCAAAGACAAAGAAGGGGUUUUGGGAUUGUAUCAGGAGGUCUUUCAUCGUCGAAAAUUGAUCCAAUCACUGUAAAAAGGGCGCAACAACGCCUUCGCCCAUCAGAGAGUCCAAAACUUUCGCAUCUUGGAAAAGUACUAGGAAGAGAACAGCGCGCACAUAGGCUUGGCAGCUACCAAAACGUUCUCCACAGGGCAGGGGUAACCCCAGACGCCGGAAAUAGCAAAGUUCUAUGGUCUGUUCAUACAACACCAGCAGAAUCUAAGAUCAUCUAUCAAGACGCCAUUCAGAAUCAAGCUAUCGCUGAAAAGGGGGCUCCAGUACCAGGAUACUACAGAAGAGAUCUUGCUGUUGAGAAGCAACCACAGUCCGUAGUGCCGGAAGUGAAGGCCAUAAAUACCAAAACGCAACAGUCCGCAAUGAGUGGACCCUUGCCAAUGGAAAUGGAAAAAUCCCGUCACAGUGUUAGGAAUAACGCAUAUCCCCAAGUAAAGCCCAAAGCGGUCAAUCAUCGAUCAAAUCAGCAGAUGCCCGGCUCGCAAAACGUGUAUCCAAAACCUGUAUCGACAGGAAAUUCAAAUCCUCAUGAAGCGCCAGCUAAAAUGGCAGUUGUUGAUCCUCCCGUUCAAAGAAAACAAAUAAAGAAACAAAACCCUCAACAACAACAGCAGCAACAACAACAACAGAUGUUACUAGAGAAACAGCAUCAGGGGACUGAACAAAAAACAACGCCACAGCCUAAAGUCAACUUCCGCCAGGCGCAGAGGUAUCAGCCACAGCAAUUCUUUAGAUUUAGAUCUUCUUCGUUUGGAAUACCACAAAUCAGACAGGCAGCUCCCAAACCUACAAGUGGUACCGUUGUUCAAUACAACAGAACUCCAUGAUUUAAUUUUAGGUUUCGUUGUUAUUCAUUGACAAUCUUUUGAAAGUGGUCUUGUUUCUCUUUUCGAAUUUUCGAGAUUUUAUGUGUGGACUGUGACGUCACAUUAUACAAAUGGAUAGCCGAAGCUAACGAUACGAGAUUAGAAAAAGUGGUUAAGAAAUAAGAUUUCUGUUUUUUGCUCUGUUCUUUUCAAAAUUUUAAUUCAUUAUUUUUCUCGUAAAGUCAUGAAAACAUUUUGUGAUAUACUUGUGGAGUUUACAAAUAAAUGGCUGGAAGAUUACCGGAUGAUGAUUCGGUCUUUUGACGUCAGACUGAACGUGACGUAAUCAUAGUGAGUGUGAAUGCUUGUUGAAUUUGUUGCUGUUUUAGUGUUUGUAAAUAUUUAUUGAUUUCGUAUAUAAAAUGUUAAAGAUGAAA